GCAGUACGAUGCCAGAAGCCGGCUCAGUGUUACACAAGCAAGCAACGAAGCAACACGCAUAAUAACACUACUGAAGAAGCAACAACAAAAACCAUGGGAGGAGUGACAGUUGAUGUCGAAUACUGUGGAGGAUGAGGUUACGGGCCCCGCUAUCAGGAGCUCGCCCGCGUUGUCAAGGGUGAGUUUCCCGAUGCGGUUGUGUCAGGCGCCGUGGGAAGAAGUAGCAGCUUUGAGAUUAAAAUCAACGGGCAGCUGGUCUUCUCCAAGCUUGAGCAAGGAGGUUUCCCAUAUGAGGAUGAUAUCAUGAACGCUAUCCAGUGCGUAUAUGACGGGAAACCGGUACAGAAGAUCACCAAAAGCCGUGCACCAUGUGUCAUCAUGUAAACCCUCCUCUCUCUGUCCUUGCCUUCACCUACCAGCAGCAUCGAGACAAGGAUAGUGCAACUGCGUAUACUGCUACCACCACCUCUGGUAUACCCUGACCCUGUUAACAAAGACUGGGAUAAAACCUUAAAUCCAACAGAGGUGCACUAUGGCCACAAGCCCCUUUCUGUGAUGCAGAGAUUGACCGCUGCUCUGCUGUCUGACUCCCCUCUUUGUUCUCACUGCGGUGCUCCAGGCUGUUAAUGAUUACUUUAGCCUAAAAUAUAAAGGUUAUGGUAUGAUGAAUCCAUUCCUGGAGUUUCCUGCUUCUGAGAUCAGAGACAGGGAGAAGCUUUAGCAGACGGGUUGGAGGGAGGUCACUUUUCAUUUCCUCUCUUUUCUUGCAGCCUCAUUGCCUGGCGUUCUCUAACUGCCUAACUGUUUUCCUCUUUUUCUUUUUUUGCUUGUUGAUUCAUCUCAAAUGCAAUUAACAAUUAUCAUUAAAAUGCAAGGACUGGACAAAUUGGUUGCACAUAAUUUCUAAGCAUAAAAGGAGCCUCUCUUGGUUUCUGCCUCUGUUCUAUACUGUAACUAAAGCAUUUUCUUCCCCCUGAGAUUUGAUAACAAUACACUGUUGACUGUACAGGUUUUAGAUAGAAAAUCAUCCUAAUCUGCAGUGGGUAAAUUUGACUGGUUUUAAACAUUAAAAUCAUUGAUCUUAACACUGCCUUUGUCUGCAGCUCCUUAACCCCCUUAAUUUUUUCGUUCUGCCAACUGUCAAGUCUGAAUCUUUUUUUUUUUUUUUUUUUUUUUUUUUUUUUUUAAAUUGUUCCUGUUUGAAUUAAACUGGUCAGGUAAUGGAGCAUUCAUCAGUAGUGCUUCUGAAGACCACCACCCACUGGUCUGUCAGCUCACACUUAUUAGAUGUUAGCUCAUUCUCCACAAAUCAUGUUGUAGUUUUUUCUGAUGUCAAAAAAUCUUAGUCUUUGAAUAAAGGUAAUAGUUGUUUAAAA
This is a messenger RNA of Scomber japonicus (chub mackerel), 1376 nucleotides long. Its product is annotated as migration and invasion enhancer 1-like. The transcript has 4 exons. Gene Ontology annotation, biological process: positive regulation of filopodium assembly; negative regulation of apoptotic process. The record is from RefSeq and is a predicted model, not a curated record. Lineage: Eukaryota; Metazoa; Chordata; Actinopteri; Scombriformes; Scombridae.